Molecule: messenger RNA, 2380 nt
Organism: Eucalyptus grandis
Lineage: Eukaryota; Viridiplantae; Streptophyta; Magnoliopsida; Myrtales; Myrtaceae
Product: putative pentatricopeptide repeat-containing protein At1g10330
Biological process (GO): RNA modification
Molecular function (GO): RNA binding; protein binding
Source: RefSeq, a predicted model, not a curated record
CUCCUCUGUUCUUACCAAAGCUCUGUUUUCUUCUUUUUUCUUCCUUCCCUCAUGCAUGCGAAACAGGGGAGCGAGCAUCUCCUUCGACUCCUCCAAUGCCGCACCGCACAGCCAUUCCAAAUCAAGCAAGUACACGCCCUCCUCAUCACCAAUGGCCACCUCCUCGUCGCGCGCAACCGAUGGGCGAGCACCCUCCUGUUCAAUGCGCUCAUAAGAGGCUACUCCAACUUCGGCCAAGCUCGCCGGUCCCUCCUCCUCUUCACCCACAUGCUCGCUCACCGGGCGCCGCCCAAUGCCAUCACCUUCACUUCCCUCGUAAAAGCCGCAGCUUCGUCGGCUUCGUUGGGCAUGGCCCUUCAUGCCCAGAUGGUCAGACGAGGCGUGUCCUCUGACCCGUUUGUCCGAGUGUCCAUCAUUCAUUUCUACGCGCGAAUGGGCGAGCUGCCUGGUGCGUGUCGGGUGUUUGAGGAAAUUCCCAAGCCAUGUGUUGUGGCAUGCAAUGCGAUGCUUGAUGCGUUCGGCAAGAGUGGGGUGAUGGGCUCUGCUGUUUCGCUCUUUUCUAGGAUGCCGGAGCGCGACGUGGUGUCUUGGACUAGCGUGAUUAAUGGGCUCGGUAAUAAUCGGCGUUUCGGAGAGGCUCUUGAGUUUUUUCGAGACAUGAUGGUUCAUGAGGAUAUAAAGAGUGGUGUGGUGAAGCCAAAUGAAGUUACGUAUGUUAGCCUCCUCUCUUCAUGUGCUAAUUUGCCUGGAGGAGGUGCACGUUACUAUGGGAAGCAAAUACAUGGAUAUAUUGUCAGGAAUGACACUGGGCUGACGGCUUUUGUAGGGACCGCUUUGAUAGAUUUCUACGGCAAGACAAGUUCUCUUAGAAAUGCUAUAAAAGUUUUCAAUCGAAUGGUUGUCAAGGAGAUUUGCACGUGGAAUGCACUGAUUUCCUCCCUUGCUUGUAAUGGUGAAGAGAACAAGGCUCUUGCCAUGUUUGAGCAGAUGAAGAUGAAAGGCUUGUGCCCUAAUGGGGUAACUUUUGCUGCUGCUCUCACAAGUUGUGCACGUGGAGGAUUCGUGGACUGUGGUUUCAAAUUGUUUCGAUCUAUGGUCGAUGACUUUGGGUUGGUACCUGUAAUGGAGCACUAUGGAUGUAUGGUUGAUCUGUUGGGCAGAGCAGGACUUUUGAGGGAAGCGAUGGACUUCGUAAAGAGUAUGCCUUUCGAGCCUGAUGCUUCUGUUUUGGGAGCUCUGUUGGGUUCCUGUAAAAUCACGGAGCAAUAUCUUGGAAAUGAUGUAGGGAGAAGAUUGCUUGAGAUGCAGCCACGGCACUGCGGACGAUAUGUCACGUUAUCGAGUAUACACGCGGAGUUGAACGAAUGGACUUCUGCCGCUGAACUGAGGAAAGCAAUGGAAGGGCUCAAAAUUCGGAAAGUUCCAGCCUUUAGUCUAAUUGACUCCCAGUAGGAUGUAGCGUCACUUCUAUGUACUGGUUUUACUGUUUUGUCCAUGAAGAGAUCCGCAGAGUUCAACUCCUUUGAUACUUCUGGAUUGGGAGACGUGUACAGAGUGUAGAUCAAUCUGAUUUGUCUGAUCUUGGAAUUGUAUGAUCGACCUAUUCAUACAACGAGAUAGAGCCUGUGGUAACUGCUAAGGACAUUUUGCAACACAUGAUGUUCUCUCGGUUUUUGUCGGCCGGAACUUUUUAUGGAGUUGUGAAUCAUUGAAAUUUGAUUGCUCCAUCUUGGGCGAAAGCUUAUAAGAGGAAGUUAGUAAAUUGCAGAAAUUUUUCUUUGAAGCAUGAAAGCCAUCAGGAUACACUUUGAAGCACUUUCUUCAACCUCAAUGAUCAUAGCUUUAUGAAGUUUCUAUACUGAAGUACUUUCUAGGCUGCUGGCUGUGGCACUGUUCAUCCGCGGAGGCAGGAUAGGGUGACAAGUGCUCCUCUUUCACAGCGUAGGGGUCAGAAAAAGCGAUCCAGAAUAAUUGGUCUGCAUCCAUCAACCAAUUAUAUCUGUAAAGUUUCGGAUUCUUCAGCAUAUCCUCCAUUAUUGGUGUUUGGGAAGCUAGAAUAGGUAAGCACACCAUUAUCAGGUGGGCUUUUGAAGAUGCACGUGAAGACAUGGAGAUGUACGAUUGCGUCACGACUCAUUUUAUUACAACAUGGAGUCUAUCAUCUGGCUUCCAUUUAACCAGCUUGCAAAGCGACGAGUUUAAACUGAGAUGGAUCAAAAGGAUAAUGGAGGGCCUUUCUCACCCCUUCCGCCCACGAAGGAAGUUGAUUCUUCAAUUUGCCCAACGUCCCUCUCCUGCUGUACUCUGUAAAUCUGUGAAAUGCGAGAAACGCCAAGUUUGUUUAUAGAAGGCAAAUGCAGAGUUAUUAUGAAUAUUAUGC